Molecule: messenger RNA, 624 nt
Organism: Lolium perenne
Lineage: Eukaryota; Viridiplantae; Streptophyta; Magnoliopsida; Poales; Poaceae
Source: RefSeq, a predicted model, not a curated record
AUGGCCCGGGCGGGGCCGAAGGGGGUCGGCGGCAGGAAGGCGGCGGCGGCCCCUUUCGCCGGAGAGCAAGCAACAACUUCGGCCCCUACCGCCGUGAGGGGUGGCAACGGCGGCGGCGGCUCCUUCCGUCGAGAAGGGGGCAGCGGCGGUGGUGGCCCCUUCCGGCAGGAGGGGGCGGCGGUGGUGGCCCCUUCCGCCGGAGGAGGGGGCGGCGGCGGCGGUGGCUCUUACCGUCAGGAGGGCUUCGGUGGCGGCGGCGGUGGUGCCUAUCGGCAGGAUGGCGGAGGCGGUGGCUCGGGUCAGUCCAGGGCGGAUGGCUCGGGCGGCUCGGGUGGCUACUUCCAGGGAGGAAGCGGCCAUUCGGCGCAGCGCUUCGAUGGCCAGGGUUUCGGUUUCGGUGGCGGAGGCAGUGGAGGCUCUCAGCAGCAGGAGGGCUGGGUCCAGCCCCCGGCCUGGUGGCAAGCUCAGCAGCGACGUGAGGAGAGGGCGCAGCGACGUCCGACGGACGACGGCAGGGCCAAGAAUCCUGCCAGGCAGGGGCCGGCAGCUGGGAAGGUUGGCACUAGCAAGCUCAAGGGGAAGGCAGGGACGGCCUUACCGGCGGGGAGCCGCGUCGGGUGCUGA